Phialemonium atrogriseum is the source of this 2025-nucleotide messenger RNA. Its product is annotated as vacuolar protein sorting-associated protein 4. The record is from RefSeq and is a predicted model, not a curated record. Gene Ontology annotation, biological process: endosomal transport; vacuole organization. Bases 292 to 1620 code for a protein of 442 amino acids. The transcript has 3 exons. Gene Ontology annotation, molecular function: ATP binding; ATP hydrolysis activity. NCBI's taxonomy places the organism in Eukaryota, Fungi, Ascomycota, Sordariomycetes, Cephalothecales, Cephalothecaceae.
GGGACGACAUAGAAAACCACCUACGUAGGUACCUACCAUAACCGCCUUUUGCUGCAGCGCUGGUGUCAACACACUUGGCUCGGGCUCAACGCACCAGCUCAACGUACCUCUGUCGACAACGCGGGCAGAGCAAAAAUCGACAACACACACACACCCACGCACGAAAAUCCCGCCGUCGCUGAUCCCCUUUCCAAUACCCUACCCAACCCACCACAGGGCUCCGAACACCAAUCCUCGAAAAGCCACAACCCACUCCUCCCCCCAAGGCAAACAAAAACAGGGGCACCCACCAUGUCCAACACCGAUUUCCUCGGUCGGGCCAUCGAGCAGGUGCGCAAGGCCAUCGAGGCCGACAACGAUGCGCAGUACGAGCGGGCGUACCAGAUGUACUACCAGUCGCUCGAGCUGUUCAUGCUGGCGCUCAAGUGGGAGAAGAACCCCAAGUCCAAGGAGAUGAUCCGGGCCAAGACGGGCGAGUACAUGGACCGGGCCGAGAAGCUCAAGGCGCACCUCGCCGACGCCGAGGGCAAGCGUAAGAAGCCCGGCAUGCUGGGCGCUAACGGCAGCUCCACCGGCGGCGCGGGCAAGGGCGAGGACGGUGCAGGAGGGCCGGGGGCUGGCGGCGGAGAGCCGAUAGACGAGGACAGUAAGAAGCUCAGGAACGCUCUCGCGGGUGCCAUCCUGCAGGACAGGCCCGACGUCAAGUGGGACGACGUCGCCGGCCUCGAGGGCGCCAAGGAGGCCCUCAAGGAGGCCGUGCUGCUGCCCAUCAAGUUCCCGCACCUGUUUGUUGGGAAGAGGCAGCCGUGGAAGGGGAUCUUGCUGUACGGUCCGCCGGGGACGGGAAAGAGUUUUCUGGCCAAGGCGGUGGCUACGGAGGCUAAGAGCACGUUCUUCAGCGUCAGCAGUUCGGACUUGGUCAGCAAGUGGAUGGGCGAGAGUGAAAGGUUAGUCAAGCAGCUCUUCGCCAUGGCGCGCGAAAACAAGCCCUCCAUCAUCUUCAUCGACGAGGUCGACGCGCUCUGUGGGCCGCGGGGCGAGGGCGAGUCGGAGGCGUCGCGGAGGAUAAAGACGGAGAUGCUGGUGCAGAUGGACGGCGUGGGCAAGGACAGCAAGGGCGUGCUCGUCCUGGGCGCCACAAACAUCCCCUGGCAGCUCGACGCCGCCAUCCGCCGCCGCUUCCAGCGCCGCGUGCACAUCAGCCUGCCCGACCUGGCCGCCCGCACCACCAUGUUCAAGCUCGCCAUCGGCGACACCCCGACCGCCCUCAAAUCGGAGGACUUCCGCGAGCUGGCCUUGUCGGCCGAGGGCUACUCGGGCUCCGACAUCAGCAUCGCCGUGCAGGACGCGCUCAUGCAGCCCGUCCGGAAGAUCCAGCAGGCGACACACUUCAAGAAGGUCACCGUCGACGGCGUCCCCAGGGUCACGCCCUGCUCGCCCGGCGACCCGGACGCGGAGGAGAUGACGUGGGAGAAGGUCCCGUCGGCCGAGCUGCUGGAGCCGCAGGUCGAGAAGAAGGACUUCAUCAAGGCCAUCAAGGCGAGCCGGCCGACCGUCUCCGACGUCGACCUCAAGCGCAACGAGGAGUGGACCCGCGAGUUCGGAAGCGAGGGUGCGUGAAGUGGGCCCCCGCCCUGGUGUUUUAUUUUCACUUUUAUUUUUAUUCUACUUUUUGAGCCAAGAUGUUGUGGGAAUGGGGGACAAGGGAAAGGGGGCGGCAUUGGCAGGAUUUAGGCGUCUUGCGGCGUUUUGACAAAAGCCGGCUCAGCUUUCAGCAUUGGUGGCUACGAUAACUAGCUACCUACGUUACUUCAAUGGGCAACAAGAUAUCGAUGCCUGAUAUAUACUGUACACCUGGCAAGCGAGGAGGCCUGCCUUCGCACAAUGAUAUAAACGAAGAAGUGACGAUGUUGCGAACAUUGACUUGCUUGCACCCCCCUGGGAAACGUAUCCGAGCUGUUACACACAAGACAUCACGGUUCAUUUUGUACGAUCUAACCUGUUUAUUCCAUCUCAAUCUUGUAG